GGGAAUGGAUGGGAUGAUACGCAAUCGCAGAGCAUCUUGGCGCAAUUCUGAACCACAUUCUCGGUCGACAGAGGGGUAUAGAGGGGUGCACAUAAAUACUGCUUUGAAACCCCGCAGCGAAUACAAUUCCAUCAAUUGACAUUGUCAACGAUCAAUAUCCACCGACACCACUACCUGAAGACACUUCGCCCAGUGCAGAGUAUACCCCAAAGGUUAAUCACUCGCCAUGCGCUCCCUUGAAUGGCUCUCAGCCGCCGCUUUGCUGCCUCUGGUAGCCGCGGACUGGCAAUUCAAGUCGCGGACCGACCUGGCCCCGCCUAGACUUAACAUCACCAUCCCCGCUGCUGAAGACGUCGAGAAGGGAUACCUCUUUGUCGCUCCAUUCGCUGGCUUCCCAGACACCGCGGGAGAACAGCACGGUCCCCGUCAGGCUGCUCCGUACAUCUUCCGCGAUGACGGAGAGCUGGUCUGGUCCGGGUACGGCUACUACUCCAUCUGGGCUACCAACUUCCAGAAGGCUCGCUGGAAGGGCAAGGAUGUCCUCUUUUGCUUCGAGGGUGACCAUAACCCUGGUUAUGGUCAUGGUCACGGGCACACGACUAUCCUUGACCAGCACUAUGAGACUAUCCGUGAGCUUCGUGCUGGCAAUCACAAGCUGACUGAUAAGCACGAGUUUCAUGUCAUCAAUGAGGAGACGGCUUUGAUCCAGAUCUACCAGCCCACUCCUAUGGAUCUUACUCCGUGGGGAGCUAGUCCUGAGCAGCAGUGGAUUGUUGAUGCUAUCAUUCAAGAGCUUGACAUUGAGACUGGAGAGCUUCUGUUUGAGUGGUCCAGCCUGGAACAUGUUCUCCCCGAUGAGGCCAUCCUCCCCAUCAACCCCGGCCAAGCCGGCUCCGGCUACAACUCCUCUGACGCCUGGGACUACUUCCACAUCAACUCUGUUGAUAAGGAUUCUGAUGGUAACUACCUCAUCUCCGCUCGCGACGCCUGCUCCGUGCACAAGAUCAACGGCGCAACCGGCGAGAUCAUCUGGCGCCUCGGCGGGACAAAGUCCGACUUUGAGCUCGGCGACAACGUCAAGUUCUGCUUCCAGCAUCACGCCCGUUUCGUCUCCAAGGAGGGUAGCAAGGAGAUCAUCUCGCUGUACGAUAACUCCGCGCAUGGAACUGAAGACGGCCGGGGACAUGAAGUCCACACGCACCCGUUCUCCCAAGGUAAGAUUAUCGAGGUCGACACGGCUACCUGGAAGGCGACCAUCGUUCAGGCGUUCCAGCCUCCUGAUGGCCUUCUGUCCAAGUCCCAGGGAAGCACGCAGCUUCUUCCUAACGGAAACGUCAUUGUCAACUGGGGCUCCGAGGGUGCGCUGACCGAAUUCCGUGCCGACGGGACCCCCAUCUUCCACACCUACAUGGACUCGGGAUACCUGGGCCUGGGCGUCGAGAACUACCGCGGCUUCCGGUACAACUGGACCGGUCUCCCGAACGAAACCCCCGCCAUCGUUUCCCUCGAGAACGACGAGGGCACAACCGUCUACGUCUCCUGGAACGGCGAUACCGAGACGAAGCUGUGGCGCUUCUACAGCGUUGCGGACGAGUACGGCUCGCGCGAGUUCCUUGGCGAAGUUGAACGUACUGGUUUUGAGACCUCGCUCCCUCUCAAGGGUCGUCGUGUCGGUGCCGUUGCGGCCGAAGCGGUCGGUGCCAAUGGUCGUGUCCUGACCUCGACUGCUGCUGUUAAGACCAAGGCCGAGGUGCUUCCUCCGAGGGGUUCUUUCUCUGGGUCCUCAAUCAAUGCUCCUACGUACACUCUGUAUGAUGAGAAUGGUGAGGAGGUUCGGCUUGUUGAGCAGAAGGGUGCGCAGAAGAGUAACUGGGAGGAUUACAUGAUCCUGAAGGUGAACCGUUUCGACUUGAAAUGAGCGACUGCGACACGGUCGUUAGUCCAUAACCGUACCUGCUAGUGCCUGUCGUUGGCUUGCCUCAUGCCAUCUGGAUGAUGUUUGAAGAUUUUUGAAAUGAGAAGACUUGAACUUGAGUAGCAUAUUGACGCGUCAACCUAACUUGAAUGGUGAGAUAAUUUCUCUCAGACAACUUGGCCUCAGUGCACUUCCUCGGUCCUACUACUUUCCAGACCCCAAAGGGCCGUGCCGUUUCUGUCCCUAGCCCUGACGAUCAAACUGGAUCGACGUCCCCCACAAGCAAUCACAGACCCCUUCGCCACCAACGCAACCAUAUGAAACAGGAAUCAAGCAUAGCGCUGACGCCAAGCACCCGGGUACCAUCCCAUCCGUACCCAUCUAGGCACAUUGUACAUCGUCCAUUGGAACCUCAUACCUCCCAAACCCUCUCAAACCCCACAAUUUCGCAAACAACCGGCACCUCUCCAUCUGCAACAUCCCCCUCCUUGAACCAGUAAACCUGCUUUACUCCCAGCGCCGCCGUACACGCCACGAAACCUCCCACCUGCACCUCCCCUGCCCCUUGUCCCUGUCCCCGACUCUGCACCUCGACCUUCACAUCCCUCAGCAUCAACCCCCCAUCCUGCCCAAACCCAAACCCCUUCGUAUACUCGCCCCCCUUCUCAUUCCCCAGGACAACUUGCUUGUACGUACUACUCAGCCCGUCCUCGUCGGAGAGGUAUAGCGGCGCCUCGGAGCUCGCGCCGAUGACGUUGGAUGUGUCGAGGGUUAUGGAGCCGUCGCCUUCGUAGAGGGCGAGGGGUUGUGCGAGGGAGGAGUUUGUUAGCAGCACGUAGUUUGUGCGGCCGUUGUAGGUGAUUGAGGAACUGAGGUAGAGGUUUGUUGUUGAGCGGAGAUAGUAGCGGUAUGGUUGGGGGGUUGGUGUGGUCGUUUGUGUUAAUGUUGGAGAUGGGGAGCGUGGAUAAGUGUGGACGGGUUGGGUGAGGUAGAGGAGAGUGAAUGCAACGAGAGAUGGGAAGAACAUGGUGAUUGUUCUUGUAAGAAACAAUUCGUAGGAGGUCGAAGCUAGAAUGAGGAAAAAGGUAGCGAGCGGGCGACCAUCCAUGGAUUUAU
Molecule: messenger RNA, 3031 nt
Organism: Aspergillus calidoustus
Lineage: Eukaryota; Fungi; Ascomycota; Eurotiomycetes; Eurotiales; Aspergillaceae
Source: the annotation of a GenBank genome assembly